UCCAGGCCCAUUCCAAGAUGGCGGGGAUCCCCCUGUACUUUGUGGACUUGCAGGAUGACUUAGACGAUUAUGGAUCUGAGGACUACGGUCCCUCGUGCGACGGCAUGAGGGUGACAGCCUUCUUGGACGUUCUGGGCCAGGACAACCUGCCUGCACUUGCUCGCCUGGAGAAGUACACUUUCAGCGGCAACAUCUUCAGCCGUCAGAUUAUUGCCAGAGGGCUGCUUGAUCUCUUCCGGGACUUCAGUAACAAUGAAGAAGACUUCAUAACGGUAGUGGAGAUCAUGGUCAGAUUGUCAGAAGAUGCAGAGCCCACAGUGCGGGCUGAGCUGCUGGAACAAAUUCCUCCUGUUGCCAUUUUUCUCCAGGAAAACAGAUCCGAUUUUCCAGUGGUGCUAUCUGAACGUCUCGCACCCAUCGUGGUGCGCUGCCUCACAGAUCCAGACAACCAGGUUAGAAAAUCAAGUCAGGAGGUGCUGUUGAUUCUUCUGGAACAAGAUCUAAUUUUCCAGCACGAUACUGAAAGCAAAGUGUGUCCAGUCCUGCUGGCGCUCUCCGCCCCUGACAGUGACGAUGAGUACAGAGCAGAAGCCGUGAGUAUAAUCUGUAAGCUGGCGUCAGUGCUGAGCAAGAGCACAGUUGAACGCCUGCAGCUCCCUCAGUUCUGUGAGCUGUGUGGUGAUGGGAAGCUCUUUCCAGUUUGGAAGGUAUGUGCCACAAAUUUUGGUGAUAUUUGUCAUGCUGUCAGACAAGAAACCACUGAGAAAUUUUUGCUCCCGAAGUUUUUUGAGCUCUGCUCGGACAACGCGUGGGGGAUGAGGAAAGCCUGUGCGGAGUGCUUCAUGGCCGUGUCCCACAACACGUCCCCCGAGGGCCGCCGGGAAGCCCUCUCGCCGCUCUUUAUCACACUGAUCAGCGACCCCUGUCGAUGGGUGCGCCAGGCUGCCUUGGAGUCCCUGGGCCCCUUCAUCUUCACCUUUGCCGACCCCUCCAGGGCUGGCCUUUAUAUUCGAGAAGACGGCACCACCGGCUCCGGAUUCGGACUCGGAUUUCACCUCCGGGUCACCGGGUGCAGGCAGCCAUGCAAGGACUUAGAGCUGCUCCUGAGCGAGGCUGGCCCGCAGCAGGAAGGUGGCGGCACACCCGAGGCCGUGCACCGGAGCUGUGUGGCUAGGAGCGAGAUUCAGAGAGUCCUGGAUGGUUUGCAGGAGCGUAUGAUGAACGAUCCGAUGUGCAGGGUAACUGUUGUCCGCGGUCUCUGCAAGGGUUUCGCCUCCUUGCUUUUCAGCCGUGCGAACCGGUUCUCCCAUAAAAGCGGUUGGAUGCUCUGUGUGUGGCUGGCGUUUAGUUGGAAUGAAGUUAAUGGCCGUGAACAUCAGCACCUCGCUCAAGUUCAGGUAUUGUCAGCUGCACUGAGAGCCGCACAGCUAGACUCUGUGGAUGAGCCCGAGCGCCCGCCGACAGAAGGGCUCAAGGAGGUGUCCAUUUCAGGUCCCAGCCCAGCCCCUGGCGGUCAGCCGGCCCCGUCGGCUUCACCAGCGCGGAACGAGCUCGCCGCGGCCAGGACAUUACAAAGCACAGGUCCAGGCGAACCUGGCAGUGGAACCAGUGACCGCUUGGAGACUGACCAGAGGCAUGGCUGCAGCCCACUUGAAGAGGAUAAAUCUAAAUUACAGGAUAUAAUACCUCAGCCCCUGCUAGAUCAGUACGUGUCCAUGACCGACCCAGCUCGAGCCCAGACUGUCGAUACCGACAUAGCCAAACACUGUGCCUACAGCCUCCUGGGGGUGGCGCUGACCCUGGGCAGGCAGAAUUGGCACUGCCUGAAAGAUACGUACGAGACGCUGGCUUCCGACGUGCAGUGGAAGGUCCUUCGGACCCUAGCCUUCUCCAUCCACGAGCUGGCUGUGAUCCUUGGGGAUCAGUUAACGGCUGCCGACCUGCUGCCCAUCUUCAAUGGAUUUUUAAAGGACCUGGAUGAAGUACGAAUAGGAGUUCUGAAACACCUGUAUGACUUUCUAAAGUUGCUUCAUGGAGACAAGAGGAGAGAAUAUCUAUAUCAGCUUCAAGAAUUUGUAGUGACCGAUAACAGCAGGAAUUGGAGGUUUCGAUACGGAUUGGCAGAACAGCUGAUACUGAUUUUGGAACUCUAUAAUCCUAAUGAUGUUUAUGAUUAUUUAGUGCAUAUUGCCUUAAAGUUGUGUGCAGAUAAAGUUUCUGAAGUUCGGUGGAUCUCCUUCAAGCUAGUUGUAGCAAUUCUGCAGAAGUUCUAUUCCAACAGUGAAAGUGCGAUGGGGUUAAAUUUCAUCAAUGAACUCAUCCUAAGGUUCCGGCACUGUUCUAAGUGGGUCGGAAGGCAAGCGUUUGCUUUCAUUUGUCAGGCAGUGGUGAGCGAGGAGUGUAUCCCUGUGGACCAGUUUGUUGAACACUUACUCCCCAGCCUUUUAAGCCUUGCAUCAGAUCCUGUGCCAAAUGUAAGGGUUUUGCUCGCCAAAGCUCUAAGACAGACACUGUUGGAAAAGGUGUAUUUUAGAAAUGCCGGUAACCCUCAUCUUGAAGUCGUUGAAGAGACUGUCUUAGCUUUGCAGUCUGACUGGGACCAAGAUGUUUCCUUUUUUGCCACCCUAGAACCAAAGCGGCGGAAUAGUAUAGACACUACCAUGCUAGAAAACCAGAAUUAACCAGUCUGCGAUCACUCACAAUCUGGUCAUUUCAUGUGUGGCAUAUGCUGCUCACCACUCCCUGAAGGGGAACUGAUUGUAUCGUACCUGCCCAGGGAGGAAAGAUUUCUGAAACUCUGAUGUUGUGUGCUCAAAUGACCCCUUUCCCAUCUGCACUCACAGGAACUUCUGCUGGGACGGGCAGGAGCCCCAGGUGGCCCGGCCUGUGCUGCACUUCUGUGCCCCUACCUGCCUGAUCAGGAAAUCUGUGAAAAGGCUGUAGAACCAGGUGGCUC
This is a messenger RNA of Balaenoptera acutorostrata (minke whale), 2956 nucleotides long. RefSeq names its product serine/threonine-protein phosphatase 4 regulatory subunit 1-like. The record is from RefSeq and is a predicted model, not a curated record. The coding region runs from base 18 to 2681 and encodes 887 amino acids. The transcript is spliced from 23 exons. NCBI's taxonomy places the organism in Eukaryota, Metazoa, Chordata, Mammalia, Artiodactyla, Balaenopteridae. Gene Ontology annotation, molecular function: protein phosphatase regulator activity. Gene Ontology annotation, biological process: protein dephosphorylation.